Molecule: messenger RNA, 1063 nt
Organism: Benincasa hispida (wax gourd)
Lineage: Eukaryota; Viridiplantae; Streptophyta; Magnoliopsida; Cucurbitales; Cucurbitaceae
Product: elongation factor 1-delta 2-like
Biological process (GO): translational elongation
Cellular component (GO): eukaryotic translation elongation factor 1 complex; cytosol
Molecular function (GO): guanyl-nucleotide exchange factor activity; translation elongation factor activity
Source: RefSeq, a predicted model, not a curated record
AAUUGGCGUGGAGCUCAGUAACAUAGCAUAAAUACGGCGCACCGGACCAUGCCCUUCUUCCUCCUUUAAAUAUCAGGGCACAGCCGAAAACCCUAACAAAUCUCAACCUUCGCCGCUACGCUAACCUGCAAAACUCCAUUUCGAGAGAGAAUUCGCAUCACUUUGAAAUGGCGGUCGCUUUCCAUGAUGUCAAAUCAGCUGCCGGUUUGAAAAAACUCGAUGAAUACUUGCUCAGUCGUAGCUACAUUUCCGGGUAUCAACCUUCAAAGGAUGACGUUACCGUUUAUGAAGCGCUCUCCAAACCCGUAUCCAGCGAAUAUGUUAACGUGUCUAGGUGGUUUAAUCACAUUGAAGCACUCUUGAGAGUUUCCGCUGUUUUUGGAGAGGGUUCUGGCGUUAAGUUGGAUGCAGUUGCAACCCCACCGGCUGCGGAUGCAAAGGCUGCCGACGAUGACGACGAUGACGACAUGGAUCUAUUUGGUGAAGAGACCGAAGAGGAAAAGAAGGCUGCUGAGGAGCGUGCAGCUGCCAUCAAGGCUUCUGCAAAGAAGAAAGAGAGUGGCAAAUCAUCAGUUCUCAUGGAUAUCAAACCUUGGGAUGAUGAAACUGACAUGAAGAAACUUGAAGAGGCUGUAAGAAGUGUUCAGAUGGAAGGCUUGCUUUGGGGAGCAUCGAAACUCGUCCCAGUUGGAUAUGGUAUUAAGAAAUUGCAGAUAAUGCUCACAAUUGUUGAUGACCUUGUGUCUGUUGACAAUCUCAUUGAGGAACAUCUGACAGCUGAACCCAUAAACGAGCAUGUUCAGAGCUGUGACAUCGUGGCCUUCAACAAAAUAUAAUUUUUGAGCUUUUCGUCAGAACCAAAGACUGGUUUGGAAGAUGUUUAUGAGUUUGGGGAAGAUGUCUUAGAGCGUCUGUUUCUCAUUUCUACUUCUUCAUACUUGUUUCGUCUAUGUUUGAAGUACUUUUCUUUCCCGCUUUUAAUCGCGGUGUAGUCCCUCAGUUUUGUUUCUUAAAUUGAUUUGAAAUGAGCUUCUAAAAAUAAUAUUAUUAUAAUUAAUUAUCA